AACAAAUAGUUUUGAGCUGAACGAUGUUUUCUCUCUGACUAGAGAAAACAAAAGAGAGAUAUGUGCGGAAUCGCUUUGAUCGUCUCCGGUGUUCGCAUCGAUUUAUUACAUUUACUUCCCGAUUUUAAAUCUUCACUUCCCGAAGUUGAACAAGUGGACCAGCCCGUUUUUUCAUUCGAUGAUAUUAAAGCAGCUCUGCUAAGAAGGGGUCCUGACAACUUUGGAAGCAAGAAGGUAUUACUUCUGUUAAAGAGUUCAGACUCUUCUAAGAAAGAAGAAAUUAUAUCUCUCUUCAAUGCAGAUGGCACAACCAAUAGAGAGAACUCCUGUUUGCAUUCCUCCAGAAUUAAAAAUGAUUGCAUUCCUUCUACCAGUGGAGUUACUUCUGUACAAAGCAAUGAUUGCAUUCUGGGGAAAUCUGUUGCAGAAUUGCUCUUCUUUGGUGCCACAUUGCAACUUCGGGGAACCAAUCAAGUCUAUCAGCCACUGGUGGAUGGUUAUGGAAAUCUUCUUGUUUAUAAUGGUGAAAUAUUUGGUGGAAUUCAUGUUGGUAGUAAUAACAAUGAUACUGCAAUUCUUAUGGAUGCUCUUGGAAGAUGCUUCUCUUGCAACUGCCAAGGAGACAAAAAAGCAUGCUAUUGCACUAAAGGAGGGCAAAAUUCUGUGCCAGAGCUUCUUUCUAAAAUCAAAGGGCCAUGGGCAUUAAUUUAUUGGCAGGAUAGUUCCAAAACCAUGUGGUUUGGUCGUGAUGCAUUUGGAAGGCGGAGCCUCCUUGUUCAUUGGCCAACUGCGGAUGAUUCUCGCUUUCUGCUAUCUUCUGUAUCACCGCCUUUAUCUUACAAGAAAAAUCUUGAUUUAGAGCUUGAAGGCAAUAUGAGUGACCUCAGUUUCUGGGAAGAGCUUCCAUGUGGGAUAUACAGUAUAUGUCUGGAUGCUUCAAAAGCCAAUGAUUGUCUAGUUGGUGAAGUUAGAAAACAUGAAUGGAGUAAUCCUGAACUGAAGGAACUGAUUGAAUGGGAGAGAACUUUUGUGGAACCAAAAUCUGAACAUUUGAAUUUCCCCCAUCUUCCUGUUGUAGGGGAUCAGCAUGCAAUGCAUUCAAAUUAUGUUGAUGGGAUGCCUUCUAAGUUGAGUUUUGAUCAUGAUGUAAAGCAUGUAAAAACAGAUAUUCCAACUGUUCCAGUGAAUAAUACCAUCCUUUCAGAUUCCUGUUUGAGUUACAAAGGGGUCAAUCAAUGCUCUGAUUCAUUACCAGCACAGAGGGUGCUUCUUGCUUUGAAAGAAUCUGUUAAACGGCGCAUCACUCUGGAAAGAAUGUUUCAGACAACUGCCAAUGAGGUUAGACCAGAGAAAUUUGUUCCAGUGGCAGUUCUUUUUUCUGGUGGAUUGGAUUCUAUGAUACUGGCAGCACUUUUGGAUGAAUGUCUGGAUCGCACUUAUGAGAUUGAUCUGCUUAAUGUAAGCUUUGAUGGGGAGUCUGCUCCAGAUAGAAUCUCUGCAAGGGCAGGGGUAAAGGAACUACAAAGAAUUGCACCUUCAAGAAGGUGGAACCUUGUGGAAAUUGAUGCUGAUUUGUCAGAUUUGACCUCAGAAACCUUGCAUGUCAUGUCACUCAUAAAUCCUGCAAAGACAUACAUGGACCUGAAUAUUGGGAUAGCAUUAUGGUUGGCAGCUGGCGGCCAUGGUUGGGUGGAUAGAGGUGUUUCAAAUAAUCAUAAUGAGGGUCAUGGGCGUUCUAUGUACAAAUCUGAGGCCAAAAUUCUUCUGGUUGGUUCUGGUGCUGAUGAGCAAUGUGCUGGAUAUGGCAGGCAUAAAACAAAAUAUAGAUUGGGCGGAUGGCUUGGACUGCACGAAGAAAUGAAAUUGGAUAUGCAUAGAAUUUGGAAAAGAAACCUAGGGAGAGAUGACCGGUGCAUUUCUGACAAUGGCAAGGAGGCUAGAUUUCCUUUCCUGGAUGAAGAUGUUAUCAGAACUCUGCUGGAUAUUCCUCUCUGUGAGGUUGCUGACCUUGAUCAGCCAAUUGGAAGAGGUGAUAAGAAGAUUUUGAGAGAGGUUGCAUGGUUACUUGGCUUAAAAGAAGCUGCAAGUCUUCCCAAGAGAGCAAUCCAGUUCGGUUCCAGAAUAGCUAGAGAAUCUAAUCGAAAGAAUUUUGGGAGCAACCGUGCAGCAAACCAGGCUUCUGCAGGGAGCCUAGUAAUUCACAUGGAAACGAAAUUUACUUGAUGACAUGUCUGAUCUAUGAUAGUAUGAUGUCCAUGACUCACCACCUUGUUUUCAUGAAGGCCACUUCUAGCAACGGUUACCAGUGGUUUGUAACUCCAUAACUGCUCACUGUUUCAGGCCAUGAAUGCAUCUUGUUAUCUGCUAUUAUCAGUUUUGCUGGGUCUGUGUCAGCCUAAUUCCAGCCAGUUGAUAUUAUUCUGCUGAUGUCUUACAAAAAUGAGCAACCAGUAUAAUUGCAUCAGAACUGCCAUUCUGCUAUUCCUCAUGAACUAGUUGGUAAAAGAAACGGUAUAACGUUGAUGAAAGAACUUGUGAAAGAUCUGAAGUUCUUACAAGUGGUUUGUUUCUCAUGUCAUUUCUUUUGUUGUACCUGUGAAGUGAUGUCUCAAAAUUAUCCAGAAAGCCAAUUGGUCGGAUUGUCAUUUGUCAGUACUUUUUAGCUUGAAACCAGAAGUUCUCACUGGAUCUUUGAUUGCAGGUAAUUCACACUCUGGUAGCGGAAUCCUGCUGCCCUGAUUCUUUGAGCA
Nelumbo nucifera (sacred lotus) is the source of this 2750-nucleotide messenger RNA. RefSeq names its product Asparagine synthase family protein. Gene Ontology annotation, molecular function: asparagine synthase (glutamine-hydrolyzing) activity. Lineage: Eukaryota; Viridiplantae; Streptophyta; Magnoliopsida; Proteales; Nelumbonaceae. The record is from RefSeq and is a predicted model, not a curated record.